AUGGUCGAUUCUAUGGCAGAAGUGAAAUUGACUUCUACUCCCCAAGUGAUUUGUUUCAAGGUUCCCGAUGGUUUUGACUGGCCCCUCUAUAUGUUACGAGAUAUCUUUGUCAACCUCAAUCUGCAAGCUUCACCGGUCACAUAUGUCGAAGAUAUUCGGCCUAUUUCUCCCCUGUUCUCUCUGACCGUUCGCGAACUACACACUCAACACGUAUCCGAUACGAGUGCAGCCAUAUCCUCUCUGUGUGCACAGACUAAUGUAGACAAUUCGGAUGGCUCAUUUCUAUUCCAACUAUGGUCGAACAUCUUCUCUUCCCCGGUUUUGUAUCAAGGCAAAACGCUGACCUCGGUCAACGAGAUCAACUUUACCAUCCCGGCAUUUCCAUCCCCGUGCCUCGUGGUGUGUCGUGACGCUGGCCAACUAGUCAUUCCAUCCACACUACACGUCAAUGUGACAUCCAUGUUCAACGAGAUCAAUCUUUUCAAAUGUGUUCUGGGUCUGAUCACUGUCAUCCUGUCGGAUUAUUUAUCACAAACAAUCGGAUUCUACUAUCUGUCCGGGGUUAGCAUGACCGUAGUUGGGAGCCUUGUGAUUGCUCUAAUCCUAUUCAUACGUAUGCUCCCGCUUCGACGAAGUGGUACUGUGCUGCAAGGUCUACUGAUUUUGCUCGGAAGCACGUUCAGUUUAUCCUGUAUGCUUUUGGAAUAUGUCCGGUCCACCAUGUUUGAUCUGCUCAUGGACAAUGCUGAGUAUACUACGGUCUAUGUGGUCCUGGUGGCGUUUCUCUCGUUUGUUUUCCUCUACUGGUUUCGUUUGCCUGACCUGUUGGUGGAGCGUUAUCCACGAACCUCGGUCGUGAUGCGAUACACGCUUCGCGUGUUUGGUGCCACAUUGUUUAUCUAUUCCCUGUACUUGCCGUUUGAUGAGGUUAGCAUGGGUCGUUCUCUUCUGGCAUUUAUUUCCUCCCAAUUUGUAUCCCAAACUGAUCCGUCUUCGAAUUGGUCUCGAAGUGUCAAUUCGUAUGCGCCAAAACUGGUUCGAUUGUUCUUGAUUCUCUGUGUUGUUCUAUUCAGUGAUUUGUGUGACUGUUGGCGUUCGUCUUCCCCGAGGGGAAGGGGUAGAAAACGCCGGUCCGGUCGAUUUCCAAUCGCGGACGGUGAUAUUUAUGAAUCCGUGACCAUGAUACCCGGCUCCCCAUGGGCUUCAUCCUCACCAUAUCAGCCGGUUACGGGAGAGCAUUUUUCUCCCGCAUUCAUCCCGCGUACACCUAGGACAACAGGUCGUCCGUCCAUCGGUGUUCCGUACGAGGUAAACAAGAGUUAUCCGCGUGGUAGUCGCCAAAGUUUUGGUCUAUAUAAGAAUGGCUACUAUCCCGGUCCAGUCGACGAUCUCUUGACAGACGAUGAAGAAGAUUAA
Echinostoma caproni is the source of this 1416-nucleotide messenger RNA. The record is from the annotation of a GenBank genome assembly. NCBI's taxonomy places the organism in Eukaryota, Metazoa, Platyhelminthes, Trematoda, Plagiorchiida, Echinostomatidae.